AUGAACGGCUGCGUGUUCUUCCUGCGCACUGCAGUGGCCGCGCGCGCUUGCCAGCCUCUGGUGGCUUUCGGCGCGAGUCGGCGGGCUUUGCGCACUAGUCCACCGAUACAAGCUUUCGCCAAAGAGCUUUUCCUGGGCAAUAUCGAGACGAAAGAAGUUUUCCCAUUUCCGGAAGUUAAGCAAGAUGAGCUUAAUGAAAUCAAUCAGUUCAUAGGACCCGUGGAAAAAUUCUUCACUGAAGAAGUGGACUCUCGAAAAAUUGACCAGGAGGGAAAAAUCCCAGACGAAACUUUGCAGAAAUUGAAGAGCUUGGGACUUUUUGGGCUGCAGGUCCCAGAAGAAUAUGGUGGCCUGGGCCUCUCCAAUACCAUGUACGCGCGGCUAGGGGAGAUCAUUGGCUUGGAUGGAUCCAUCGCCGUGACCUUGGCAGCACACCAGGCUAUCGGCCUCAAGGGAAUCAUCUUGGCCGGCACUGAAGAGCAGAAAGCCAAGUACUUACCCAGACUGGCAUCCGGGGAGCACAUUGCAGCCUUCUGCCUCACGGAGCCCGCCAGUGGGAGUGAUGCAGCUUCCAUCCGGAGCAGAGCCACGUUAAGUGAAGAUAAGAAGCACUAUGUCCUCAAUGGCUCCAAGGUCUGGAUCACCAAUGGAGGGCUGGCCAAUAUUUUUACUGUGUUUGCAAAGACUGAAGUUGCUGAUUCUGAUGGUGCAGUAAAAGACAAAAUCACAGCAUUCAUAGUAGAAAGAGACUUUGGUGGAGUCAUUAGUGGGAAAGCUGAAGAUAAAUUAGGCAUUCGGGGUUCCAAUACCUGUGAAGUCCAUUUUGAAAACACCAAGGUGCCAGUAGAAAAUGUUCUUGGAGAAGUUGGAGGUGGGUUUAAGGUGGCCAUGAACAUCCUCAACAGUGGGCGGUUCAGCAUGGGCAGUGCCGUGGCCGGGAUGCUCAAGAAACUGAUUGAAUUGACUGCUGAAUAUGCCUGUACGAGGAAACAAUUCAACAAGAAUCUCAGUGAAUUUGGGUUAAUUCAGGAGAAAUUUGCGCUGAUGGCUCAGAAGGCUUACGUAAUGGAAAGCAUGGCCUACCUCACCGCAGGGAUGCUGGACCAACCGGGGUUUCCUGACUGCUCCAUUGAGGCAGCCAUGGUGAAGGUGUUCAGCUCUGAGGCGGCUUGGCAGUGCGUGAGUGAGGCGCUGCAGAUCCUUGGGGGCUCAGGCUACAUGAGAGACUACCCGUACGAGCGCAUCCUGCGUGACAGCCGCAUCCUCCUCAUCUUCGAGGGAACCAACGAGAUUCUCCGGAUGUACAUCGCCCUGACAGGUCUGCAGCACGCUGGCCGCAUCCUGACCGCAAGAAUCAAUGAGCUUAAACAGGGCCGUGUGGUCACAGUCAUGGAGACCAUUGGCAGGAGGCUUCGUGACUCCUUCAGCCGCACGGUGGACCUGGGGCUGACAGGUGAAAUUGGACUUGUACACCCCAGCCUUGCGGACAGUGCCAACAAGCUCGAGGAGAACGUGUAUUACUUUGGCCGGACCAUCGAGACCCUGAUGCUGCGCUUUGGCAAGACCAUUGUGGAGGAGCAGCUGGUGAUGAAGCGGGUGGCCAACAUCCUCAUCAACCUGUAUGGCAUGACGGCUGUGCUGUCACGGGCCAGCCGCUCCAUCCGCAUUGGGCUUCGAAACCACGACCAUGAGGUUCUGUUGGCUAACUACUUCUGUGUGGAAGCUUAUUUCCAGAAUCUCUUCAGCCUGUGUCAAUUGGACAAGUAUGCUCCAGAAAACCUAGAUGAGCAGAUUAAGAAAGUGUCCCGGCAGGUUCUUGAGAAGCGAACCUAUAUCUGUGCCCACCCUCUGGACAGGACCUCCUGAGGCUGGGCACGGACUGCACUGGACAGCUCUCCCUCUUCUCUUGGAAGGUGGAUAACUCGAGUUUAUCACAAACUGAGCUGUUUGUUCCCAGUCUACACCAGAUAGGCCUCCUCCUGGCUGGAGGAGCCUCUUCCAAGUUUCAGUCUUCAGGCACUACUGCCCAGCAGGAUCCUGGCUUCUGGACUGAGAUGGGGAGAGGGGGAAUGGAAUGGAGGGUCUUUUGACAGUUUAGAAGACAUGGGGCUGGUGCUUCUGCCUCCUUGGUGCAGGGCUGAUGGGUACCUUUCCAGGCAUGAGUAGCCACACGUUCUCUGAGAAACAGCUUGAAAACUGUGUACGUGUCAUUCUUUUAAACUAGAAACAGGCUUAAAACAUGUAGCAAGAACACUUAACAAAGAAUAUAAAUUGCCACAAUUUGUGUGUUCCCUUCUAGCCAUUGCUAUACUAGUCACACCAUUACUCAGAACUAGGAUCAUGACAGCAUUACCCUGAAAACUACCCUUUGCUGAUGGCUUUGGGUUUCCUUUUGUCCUCACCCUGUGAGAAGAGGGCCCAGAACACUAAAGAGCCAGGUGCACAGUCCAGGCCACAGUGCCCUAGGGUUCUGAGCCCUCACCGUUGAUCCUUCUCAGGACACGGGAGCUGUAGCCUGGUUUAUAAUAGCAUAUGAUUAUUCCCACCUGGGGCUUUUUGUUUGUUUGCAUGAG
This is a messenger RNA of Otolemur garnettii (small-eared galago), 2573 nucleotides long. It is a transcript of the gene ACAD9, whose product is annotated as acyl-CoA dehydrogenase family member 9. The record is from RefSeq and is a predicted model, not a curated record. Gene Ontology annotation, molecular function: acyl-CoA dehydrogenase activity; flavin adenine dinucleotide binding. Lineage: Eukaryota; Metazoa; Chordata; Mammalia; Primates; Galagidae. Bases 1 to 1866 code for a protein of 621 amino acids. The transcript has 19 exons.